Purpureocillium lilacinum is the source of this 1131-nucleotide messenger RNA. RefSeq lists its product as uncharacterized. Gene Ontology annotation, biological process: mRNA splicing, via spliceosome. The record is from RefSeq and is a predicted model, not a curated record. NCBI's taxonomy places the organism in Eukaryota, Fungi, Ascomycota, Sordariomycetes, Hypocreales, Ophiocordycipitaceae. Gene Ontology annotation, cellular component: cytoplasmic stress granule. Gene Ontology annotation, molecular function: mRNA binding.
AUGGCGCCUCCGCGGAACCAGUUUUUUUCGGGUCGCGGCAACGCAACCAUGAUUCAAAUCACCCGCGACGAGUACGAUGGCUUCAUCGAGGUGGCGCACAAGUACGCCAAUUUGUGUCAGAACCUCACGAGCGGCGGCGUUGGAGAAGAGACUAUACAGCUUCUCAGUAAUCAGGUCUCGAACUCGCAAGGCGGCCCAACCGUAGACGGUGCUACCGCCGACGAUCAUGGUGCUCCCCUCCAGGCCACGGCUCCAGAAGUUACGGGACACGGACAGCCUGCAUUGGGCCCAGGUGGUCGACAGGGACGCGGUCGACCUCGUGGUGCAGGUGACGAGAAAAAGAUGGCCAUCCGCCACGACCUCGAUCUCAAGCUUGACAACUCCCCAGAAUCAUCCGAAGAGGGCCUCGACGCCUUCGACCCGGCUGCCGGAGAGGCAACCGAAUCAGGCACAGAGGCCGCGUCCCCAUCCCGCGCCUCCCCGCGCCUGCGCCUGGAGCGCGAGGCUACCCGAUCCGUCAUGCUGGUUAACCUGGCCGAGAGAACCCGGCACGCCGACAUCACUUCCGUCGUUCGGGGAGGCAUGCUUCUUGACGUCUACAUGAGGCCUCGCGAAAACGCGGCCGUCAUUUCUUUUCUCCAUGGCGUUGAUGCCCAAGCCUUUUACGAGCACGUCCGCCACCACGGUUUGAUGAUCAAGAAUCGCAAGGUUGAUGUCAAGUGGAAUCAUUUCCAAUUCACUCUCCCGGGCAAUACCGCCCACAAGAUCACCAUGGGCGCCACCCGGAAUCUCGUCAUUCGUCGCCGAAACCACAACUUGACCGAACAGAUGAUUCGUGACGAUCUGGAACACAUCCACAACCUCGUCGUCAUCAGGGUAGAGUUCAUCGGGGAUAGCUGCUACAUCAGCACCAACUCGGUCCACAAGGCUGCCUUUGCGCGCCUGUGCCUCAUGAGUCGACGUGAGUACAAGGGCAGCCACGUUGAAUGGGAUAUCGACGAGUGCGCCCAGCCUCUCGACCGCAUGCCCAUCCCUAAUCGCGCUGCUGCCGCCCCGGCAGCUGCUCCGAGCAAGCCGGUGGACCAGGACCCAUUGUUCAACCGAUUUGAGCUCCUCAGCCUCGAUAACUAA